ACAGCAAGUACACAUAUCGUACAAGUCUAAGGAGGUUCAUACUGGUACAACAUGGCUAGCGUCAGCACCAAUGCCGUCGCGCUGGUCGCACUCCUCUCGAUGCUCGUCCCGUCCGCCCGUUCUGCAGUCGACUACAGCAUCUCAGCCGCUAGAUCCUACAACUCCGGCUGGCUCCCCGCCAAGGCCACCUGGUACGGCCGCCCCAACGGCGCCGGCCCCGACGACAACGGUGGUGCUUGCGGCUUCAAGAACGUGAACCAGUACCCGCUCUCCGCCAUGACGUCCUGCGGCAACGAGCCCCUCUUCCAGGGCGGCGCCGGCUGCGGCACCUGCUACCAGAUACGAUGCACGAGAGCCAACAACCCUUCGUGCUCCGGCCAGACCAAGACGGUGGUGAUCACCGACAUGAACUACUACCCCGUGGCCAAGUACCACUUCGACCUCAGCGGCACGGCGUUCGGCGCCCUGGCGAUGCCGGGCCGGAACGACCAGCUCCGGCACGCCGGCAUCAUCGACAUGCAGUUCAGGAGGGUGCCCUGCAACUUCGCCGGCAUGAAGCUGGGAUUCUACGUCCUGCGCGGCGCCAACCCCAACUACCUCCCGGUGCUGGUGCAGUACGCCAACCGGGACGGCACCGUCGUGAAGAUGGACCUCAUGCGCUCCAGGAACGGCCGCCCGACUGGACGCUGGGAGCCCAUGUACCGCUCCUGGGGCUCCGUCUGGCGAUGCGACUCCAGGGACGCGCUGCUGGGGCCGCUCUCACUGCGCGUCACCAGCGAGUCCGGCAAGACGCUGGUGGCCAACAAUGUCAUCCCGAAUGGCUGGAAGGGCGACACCAGCUACUCCUCCAACAUCCAGUUCCGUUGAUUCACCUACUUCCCCGAUCGAGGCUGAGUCAAUCGUUUUGCCGGUGUCAUAUAUGAUCUGGUAAUUCCGGGUUUGGUUAUUGGUGCUAAACUGUUAAUUGUGUGUCUUCAAGAUGUGUGUGUGCCGGACUCUGCGUAUACGGGAAAUAUAAGGAACUAAGCAAGUGGAGUAGAGUA
This is a messenger RNA of Lolium perenne, 1043 nucleotides long. Its product is annotated as expansin-B2. The record is from RefSeq and is a predicted model, not a curated record. Gene Ontology annotation, biological process: sexual reproduction. NCBI's taxonomy places the organism in Eukaryota, Viridiplantae, Streptophyta, Magnoliopsida, Poales, Poaceae. Gene Ontology annotation, cellular component: extracellular region.